UUUUUAUUUUAGUGAUGGAUAAACAAGAUUUUCUCACCAUUAAUUGAGAACUUACGGUGUCUUCACUCAAACUGCCCGACAAAUCUCGGGAAAAAUUUGAGUGGAGCCCAAAUUAAUUCAUUCUUAUGCUUAUGCGCAUCAAAACGAAGGGAAAACCAAAAUGAGGGAAAAAUGCGAUUUCUAACACUUUCAGCAUACAAAGGUAAGGAAACAAGUUGUGCAUUGUAGACUGAAGUGGCAAGUGAUGCCCUGAGCGCCCAAUGCCUCAGAAUGAGCGGGACAGCCAGGCCCACGCGAGGCAGACGCCAUCACGCCGCACUCAGCGUGGUAAUGAUGUGACGCGUCGGGAGAGCGACGUGGAAAGAUGUAAAACCUUCAGUAAUAAUUCUCUCAAGGCGUCAGACUGGGGUGGAGAAGCGGCCCCUGUGGCUCCGCCCAGACCGCUGAGUGGCUCAGAGCUCGUUGUGUUGACUAAAGGCAAUUACUGCCCGCGCUGCCGACCAAUAGUCACUCGUGCAUGUCUCAGGGGCAGAGAGCGCCUCUCCACCCACAUCGCCAGGAUUAUGUUCACUUGCACAGUUCUCAACGCAGAUCAGAAACACAAGCUGACUACCUUUACUGCCACACAAUCCUUCAAAAGUCACUACUCGGAGGAAGACUUCCCCUGGGGACGACCAGUCCCAUUAACAUUGUGAACGAAAAGUCUGAAAACUUUUCGGUCUCGGCGUCUUGGCUCCUCCCACCCGACACCGACAGAUUUUCUUAACAUCUUCAUCACAAGGCGGGGUAUCGAGACAGGAGUGCCAUCCUUAGGGCCACAUGGCACAGCGACAGUCGAGGGGGAUCGGACUGGACGUGUGUCGUUGUCAUGCGGCGGCUGUAGUGACCAGCGACUAUCGGUGGUAGUGUUUGGUGUGUGCUGAAAAGUGGCUUCAGGCCCAUCUCCUUCACGCGCAGCUAUUCUCAAAUUGUUAACACAUUGCUCAGUGGGCCAGCACAAAUGUGUGUCCAAUUGUUGGUGGUGGCAUAGCAUUCCUUGGAUCCGUUGUCCUGAUCUCACUGCUGCCCAGGUGUCACAAGCAAACACCAGCCAUAUAUUCGCCACACAAUAUCACCAAAGUGUUCGAGGUGUCGCCAGAGGCCGUGUCGACGCGUGGCUCGCUGGCGGGGCACUCAGGCGAGGCCCGUGUUGGUGCGGCACCAGGCACCCUCUCCUACGGCACGAUGAAAGACGACUACCUCGCCUCCAGUGACCACACGCAAGGUUAUGGCGGGGGCAGCCUCAGUGACAUCAAGAGGGAGGAGGAAGUUUACCAUUACCCGCCAGCAACGUCGCAUCCCAACCACCACUACAGGACUGAGGUGUACGGAAAGACUCUCCUGAUGCCGCCCCUCCAACCAGACCCGCAAGUCCACGCCGCUAAAGCCUACGACCACAUCGACUCCACCAGCUCCACAGUCACGCCCUUCGAAGCGCCAAAGAUAUACGACAAUAAACUCUACGACACCACCAAAGCCUAUGAGAAGAUGUACAUCACCAAGGAAUACGACAAGAUGGCGAUAGAUCACAUAAGUCCCUCCGUGUACGACAGUCACGACCACAAACCCUACGACAAGCUGUACUCGUCCAAAGUCCACAUGGAGGAAAAGAUGGAGGAAGCCGCGUACGACAAGUGUUGCGACAAGACGUACAGGACUCUAGAGACGCUGGACUCCACCACGUACGACAGGCCCUACGACGCGUCCAAGGUGGUGGAGCCAGUGGACUCAACCACGUACGAGAAGGUGCAGCCCCUGGACCCCGUGGCGACUUCCCUGCCGGAGUCGCAAGAUAAACCCUCCACCACGUCCUCCUCAGGAUCAAAAAAAGAGGAGAGCUCUAAGGAGAACGGGGACCUGGACCCUAACAAGAAACCACCCUAUUCGUACGUGGCACUCAUCACCAUGGCCAUCAAGGCCAGCCCGGAGAGGAGAUUGCAGCUGAGUGAGAUUUACCAGUGGAUCGCCAACAAGUUCCCUUUCUACGCCAAGGAGAACGCCAAGGAGAAGCAGGGCUGGAAGAACUCUAUUAGACACAACCUCAGCCUGAACGAGUGUUUCCUGAAGCAGCCGCGGGACGGGAGCGGCGGGGGCGGCAAGGGAAACUAUUGGACGCUUGACCCCCAGCACGAGGAUAUGUUCGAACACGGUAACUUCAAGCGGCGACGGAGAAUGAGACGCCCUGCCAACCUUCUGCGCCAGCCUUACCCACCCUAUCCUAUCUUCCAGAUCUCCCCGGGCGGAAGCUGGGGACUUGGCCAGAUGCAAAGCGGGAACUUCGCAAGCUACACACAGGGAACGCGCGUACACACCCCUCACUCCUAUUCAUACCCACAGAUGAACCAGCUCCAGGGGCAGAUGCAGCUCAGCGGAGGGUACCAGCAGAUCGGCAGCUCCCUGGGCUCAACGCCUCUCACCUCUAGCGCCUUAGGGUCGAGUUUCCCAAGCCACCUGAGCGGGGGACUGUUGGGCAGCUCCUCCCCGUCCAUAUCAUCCCCGGGCAGCACACACACCUCCUUGGGCUCGGCGCCUGAACUGUGGACCUCAGGCUCAGGCACAGGACUCCACUCCAGCCUCGGUGCCGGCAGUUUUCUAGGAUCCAGCAGUAGUUUGGGAUCUCCCUCCGCCACACCCUUCCAGCCCUCCUUCGGAAGCGGCGGCAGCAGCUACGGGGCGGGACUGAACGCGUGCCGCCGUCAGGGUGAGGCUACCACCUCCUCCCAGCUGACGCCCCUCCCCUACCCCUACCCCUGCUGGCCAGACUCCAAACCCUAACAGAUGAUGACUGGAGACGCUUUCCCUGCACCGGCGUGAGGCGGCGCGACACAGGAGAGCCAGUGACCCUGACGUCACUCACCACACCCACGCACCGUUGACUGGCCGACGCCUCCCACACACCUCCUUCAGUAUCGUUGCCAUAAUGUAACGAUCCUGAUUGGUGGCGAAACAGUGAUCGAAAAGAAAAAAUGUGGCAAAAGAUAAACAUAUUCUGUAUUUAACAGAGAGGAAACAAUGCAAGGAUAAAUUAAUCACAAUGCCUGCCGCUGCAUAAUUCCCCUCUGACCGCUAGUGUUCACCAUUACCGGACUGACGGGACAGCUGCCGUGUGAAGACGGUCUCAAUUUCAAACAGGGUGGCUUCUUUCUACUUGGCUGUCCUAUCAGUGGAAGACAGUGGCCACAAGGGACGCACAGUACUCUUGAAAUAGAAGAAACAAUACAAAACAAUAUACUCGCGUUCCGUUCCCCGUCUUCGAAUUCAACUCAAUAUUCUCUACAUAAGCUAAGAAAUCACAGCACAAAUCUUCCCCAAGACGAGCAGAUGAUGAAGCUUGAUGUCAUACUGAAUCAGUGACCGGAGAGCCAGUCCUUGCUCAACAAACUGGUGAAACUUUUCAUGUCCGCUGAAUGGGGUUAUGGUACAUCUGUGUCUGACCAAUAGACCAAGAUGCAAAUUAGUGCCUUGAAAAGUGCUGCUAUGAAAUGGUACAAUGCCUUUUGAAGCUAGAAGAUAAACUGGUACUUCCUCUUCUUGUCUCUCGUUUCUCAAGAUUGAUGAGAUGCUCUGCUGCAAGUUUAGAGUAUAGUUUUGAAACACAUCAUUGACAGACAACAGGAGUGAUCAGUUCGAGUACCUCAAACCUUUCAGUGCCUGUGACUAUACUUUUGUUCAGCUUAAUAACUUUUGGUCACUCAAAUAAAGCAACAAGUGCCAUACUGCCAACACCAGUCAAAAACUUGAGAAUACGAGUUCCCUUGCAUCUCUCGUAACCACUUUUCACAACCACCUUGAUACUUCCUUCACCUAAGAAGAGCAUAUAUAGCAACUACAUGGUAUAACAACUGCAAACAAGCCAAAAUGUAAGUUCUCAAUGCAAGUUAUGGAUAUCUUCCGUCCUAAGCCUUAAUCCUUUCAUUACCAUGGCACCGAUUUCAUUAUAUUCCGGAUAUCACUAGCUACAGGAUAACAAAUUAAGAAUAACACUUUUCAUUAUCAAGGGGUUACAAAUCAUUCAGUUAUACAUCCAACACGUUCAUUUCUUAUCAACUGCAUUAUGAUUAACUAGUAGCAUUUCAUAGUUUCGAAGCUGUCUGUAGCACUGAAUGAGUUAAAGAAUUAUGCAUAUACUUCAAGCCACAUUCUAAGCCCCAUCUCCUAAUCUCUGUUCAGCGGCCGUGUGCAAUGUCCGUGACUCCCACCGCCCCUUACCACGCCUUUUCUUUUUCUCUCUCUCGUUUCCUCUAUCUCUGUGUCUCCCUCUAUCUUUAACCCCUUUGAACACAUCGUUAGUGCAAUUAUUCAGAGUCGUGAAGGUCGAACCACUGUCCCCUGAGAGCAUGUGUGCGAUCAGGAGACACUGUAGUUGUCUGCGCACUUCAACCUUUUAGUAUUUAUUCUUUACGAUAAUAGGAUAAAAUAAUCACAGUUUCAUCACACUUCGGCCACACUUCUCCCCCGUAUACUUCAAAUAGGUGAAAAGUAUACAGGCUAACACUUAGUCUGUAUAUUUUGCAAUGAAUCUUCUCUUCCUGUUUCCUAUCUUCAGUUCCCCAUACUGGCCUAUACCCGUCCAAAAAAUCACACACACACACACACACACACACACACACACACACACACACACACACACACACACACACACACACACACAUACAAAUAGAAUGUUAUAUAAUUAAGAUUUUUCCUGCUUUUCGAUAAAUAAGAGUAACAUCUUGACCGUAUACAAAACCAGGAAAACAUGAGUGAUGAAAACUCGAUAAGAUUAUUGUGAUCUGUCUUUUUUUUUCCCACGUGAACAAGGAUACACAAAUACAUAAAGAGCGGACAGAGCAUAAAGACACGCAAUUUUUUUUUUCUCUCUCUCAUUUUUUUAGGAUGAACUGUUGAAAAAACUUCUAUGUAUAUGACGAGUGUGCAUGACUAUACUGUACUUUUUCCCCAUCGUCGUGGUCAACAGUCUAGUAAAACAACACUGACUUACACUGUGUUCAGCGUUCUCCUUCGUUCUUGAAGUAUUGCAACCUUACAUUUCAUUCAUCCCACCGCUGCCACCAUAGUCCAACUGUACAUGUUCGCUGAACUGAAAGAAUCAUGGUUACCCUUUACAACAUAUAACAAGUAAAAGGAGAAAGUACAAUCCACUACAACACAGGGCAAGCUUACUAUUGCCACGUGCCUUCUUUCUAUUCCUACUUGUAAUGUGCUGUAAGGGACACCACGAGUCUUUCAGUUACUCUCAACACUCAAGUCCUCUGAUAAGUUAAGAAUCCACCAGUUUCCACGUUACUAGAUCAGACCUAAGACUUAAGACAGAAGGAAAACGCAAAACAAUGAAAAAGAGAGGAAGGUUACUCGACUGUUGGCCAGGACGGUACUACCACAACGAACUGUACUUAAGCAACCAUCCAGUGCCGUGUCUUUACCUGCCACCUGUCCGUCCAGAGGCGCCACGCACGGCCCACACACCACACCUAUGCCAAGGAUGAUGCUCUCUUCCUGACCCACACCUACCGCCUCUUGAGUCUCAAAGAGUAUUUGGAUAAGUACCUGGAUGUAUAUAAUUAUAUAUUCUGUGGUAAAGGCAUUGCUCUA
Portunus trituberculatus (swimming crab) is the source of this 5631-nucleotide messenger RNA. RefSeq names its product forkhead box protein L2-like. Bases 1225 to 2814 code for a protein of 529 amino acids. Gene Ontology annotation, biological process: anatomical structure morphogenesis; regulation of transcription by RNA polymerase II; cell differentiation. The transcript has 12 exons. NCBI's taxonomy places the organism in Eukaryota, Metazoa, Arthropoda, Malacostraca, Decapoda, Portunidae. Gene Ontology annotation, molecular function: RNA polymerase II cis-regulatory region sequence-specific DNA binding; DNA-binding transcription factor activity, RNA polymerase II-specific. The record is from RefSeq and is a predicted model, not a curated record.